Trichoderma reesei QM6a is the source of this 615-nucleotide messenger RNA. RefSeq lists its product as uncharacterized. The annotation marks the transcript as partial. The record is from RefSeq and is a predicted model, not a curated record. Lineage: Eukaryota; Fungi; Ascomycota; Sordariomycetes; Hypocreales; Hypocreaceae. The transcript has a single exon.
AUGAACUCCGUCCACAGCCUGAUUGACGCUCCCGCGCCCGCCUCGGCCCAGGGCCCGGCGCCGCUGGGAGCCCAGGCCGGCCUUCACCUCCACGACCACGCCCAGGAGCAGCCGCAGCCGCAUCACCACCAGCUGCACCGCCUGGCCUCGCCCACCCCGAUCCCGGUGUCGGCUCCGGCCCAGGGCCCGGGCCCCGGCCCCGGCGGCGGUCUCUCGCUGUCCCCCUCGGCGCCCGCGUCGGCGCCCACUCCCGUCCAUACCCCGAGGCCCGAGGACCUGCAGCAGAGGCCGCUGCCGCCGCCGGCCACGCCGUCCAUGGCGCACUACGCCCCCAUUGCUUCGCCGCCGAUGAGGCAGGACACUGGCUCGUCAAUCUCAACGCAGGCCACCACGGCUACCCUGGCCUCUACAGAGACCAACAACACAUCGUACAGUGCCGACACCUCCCCUAACCUGCACCAGUCCAUUUUCUCCCUCAAGGAUGGCUCCGACGUCUCUAACAGCCGUCGAACCAGCAGGAGACGUACCGGCCCCCUAUCUCAGCAGUCCAGAGAGCGGGCCGCCCUGAUCAGAAAGCUAGGAGCCUGUGUCGACUGCCGCCGCAGGAGAGUUGCC